Kickxella alabastrina is the source of this 2060-nucleotide messenger RNA. RefSeq lists its product as uncharacterized. The coding region runs from base 350 to 1987 and encodes 545 amino acids. Gene Ontology annotation, biological process: protein transport. The transcript has a single exon. The record is from RefSeq and is a predicted model, not a curated record. Gene Ontology annotation, cellular component: cytoplasm. NCBI's taxonomy places the organism in Eukaryota, Fungi, Kickxellomycota, Kickxellomycetes, Kickxellales, Kickxellaceae.
UUUUUCAGUUUUCUUCCGUUACUCCACUUGUCUAAAAAAAUUUCAUUUCUAUUGCCCACACUAUUGUUGCAUUCCAUUUUUCUGCAUUCAUUUUGUUCAUCCACAUCAUUAUCCAUUUUAGCCUCUCCUUUCCCCACACACACUUUAUUAUUCAUAUUUUCUUCAUCUCAUUUCAUUGUUUUAGACCAACGCGUUUUGAUAUCUUUACCAUCUUUUUAUUUACAAAACAGUCGCCAGUAUUAUCAUUUUUUGUUGACACUCACCGCACGCAGCCUUUUUAUCACGAACCACGCAGACAACCCACACCACCCCAUCACCCCACCACAACUACUAUCACCAUUGCUAUCUGAUGAUGCGCUGGAUUGGAACUCAGGAAAAGCCGCAACUGUCGGUUCAUCUCUACACGCCACAAAUCACGGUGACCAGCGGGUCCAACAGCAACCUGCUCCUGGGCUACGUUGCACUCGAGCUUUGCCGGCCAACAUCGAUAAAGUCAAUCAAACUGGCGCUCUCAGGCGUGUACUCUGCCAGCUGGGUCGAGAACGCCGGGCCGAACCGGAAAGAGUACUUCCAGAACAAGCAGUUCCACAGCGACAGCAUCCUCCUGUCCCGCAAGAAUCUGACUACAAGAAACAACAACAUUCUGCCCAUGUUCCAGGCGUCCAACAUCAGCAAUAACUGGGGGUCCCGCAACACAAGCGCUGCCAGCAGCAUCGCCAGCCGGAGCCGGAGCAAUAGCUCGUCGAGCGAGAGGCUCCCGGCUUUCCAUAGCAGGAGCUCCAGCCGGCACCAAAACAACUACGAUAUCCAGGAAGAGCUGCCCCAAUUCAUGGCCUCGGACAACAUCUGGGACUCCAACAUGAGCCGCCGGAACGGCAGCGAUGACAGCGACAACGCGCGUGAUCUCGCCUUCGAGGACAUUGUGUCCCAGCCAAAGAACGAGUUUGGACGCAAGCAGAUGAGCACAGGCGCCCAGCGUGAUGAGGACGAGGACAGCAACUGCGGGGUUGACCUUGCUGUUGGUUUCGAGCUGCCUGCGGGGAAGCACCAACUCAAGUUCUGCUUCACUCUGCCGUCGCGCAUGCCAUCAACCAUUGUGUCGCACGUUGGCGGCAUCGACUACAACCUUGUGGCGCAGAUGAAGCUCAAGAAUUCGAUGACCAUGCUGCCUGGAAACAACACCGUCAGUGCCACCUGCCCAGUGCAUGUGACUAACCUGCCGUCAAGGUUUGCGCAGCUGGAAGUUGACCUGCCGGUCAACGACGAGGCUGUGUUUACUAAGCAGAUGAACGACGAGUGGUGGAUCAUGUCCAAGCUGUCGGCGCGCACAGCAAGCCCCGGAGACAUCCUGAGCCUCGAUGUCUCCAUGGCGUGGCCGGGACAGUGCGCCUACGACGAGGACCUGUCUUCUCGCCUGGAGAUUGUUGCGAUACAGAUGGACUUGAUCGAGUCGACUGUCUACAAGUCGCUGUCGUCGGGCAAGGUCAUCAAAAAAAUCGAAGUCGUUGUGGCUUCGGGCGUGGCCGGCGGACUCUCGAACGACAUUCACGAGAACCCUCGCUUGAACUCCCUCCUUGGCGACAGCAUCAUUCAUAAGCGGAGCUCGGAGAUGGAUCUGCUUGAGAUGUCGCGCUCGCGGGCGUCGUCAAAGUCAAGUCGCGAGUCGUCCCAAGUCGAUAUCACAUCGGCGGCAACCCCGGCAGUCCAAGGCAUGUUCAACGACCAGUUCAAGCGCACCUUCAAGCUGCAGGUCCCGAAGCUUCUUCAGUCAGGCGUCAAACUGCAGGCCGGCGGCAUCCAUAUUGACUGCAGGUCAGCUCCUGUCUCAAUUAUUCACGAGGUGCAGGUCACCAUCCAGGUUCUUGAUAUCAAGACGCAAAAGCUCCACACCAUUCCGUUCUUCAGCCGCAUUCUCAUUGUGCCAGAGGCUGAGUCCUUGUGCUUGCCCGCAUACAACCUGUCGGUACUUGACACUCGCGUUAUGUGAAUUCCCAGCCCUUUUUUUCUAAAUGAUUAAAUAAUGUAAAAAAAACAUAUAUACACGCUUUCCCAUAAAAAAA